GUUCUGCUUGACUGCAUAUUAGUAUUACUCACCUUUCAGCACGAACGGUUCUCAUCGUAGAAUUGCUUUGGAACUCGACGAGGAGUUGCGGAAGGAGAGUUGGAAACGAGUCGGCUGUGGUUGCCAUGUUGAGCAUAGCGUCACUUCAGACGCCUUUGUUGCCAUGGUGACUAAAAAAAGACCCCUGUCGUGACGUCACAGACGUCAGACGCAUACACCGAAGUUAUUUGUGCUGCAGUGUUUGCGUAACAAUGGCGACGUCAAGAACAUCGCUACCGGAAAUGACGUCAAGGGUCAGCAGGAAAAGAAGCAGGAAGUGUCUCCAAAGCCCAGACAUAUCAUAUCGGACUUUAUCCAAAGAAGAAAUUGCAAAGUUCAUCAACAGCCAGAAGCAGAACAUCUGCGUGGGUCUUCUUCAACACGGCUUCCACAGGUCCUUCUCAGAGCUUUUCCUGCUAAUUCACUUGGAUCAAGAGCGCAGAGAGGCAGCCGAGGUCAACUCAGCAGUCAGUCUUCAGACUCCGCUAGAGGAGCAACAAGAAAAAAUGGAGAGCAUCAGUCGGUACUUGAGCCGGUCCGAGCAGGCCCAACGGGAAGGUCGGUGGCCGCUGGCGUACGAACAGCGUCUGAUUUUGGGUGGUUACUUCACGGAUGAAGAGGACUUGUGGCUGAGUUUGCACUUCUACCUCACCUGUAUUGACGCACGUGAAGAAGGCUGCAUGGGACAUGCCACCGAGGCCCGCGCCUGCUUGGCCGAGCUCCACCUGAAGCAAGGUCGGCUGGACGAGGCCAGGCAGCAGGCCGAGCUCUGCGUGCGGCUGGCCGACGGAGGCCGUUGGUCAGACUCGUCCGGUCGUUCCUUGCGGCACCGCGCCCGCGAGAGCCUGUGGUCCAUUUACAGCCGCCAGGCGGACGCUUGUGUCAAAGCGGGAGAUCUUAACAAGGCUCUGAGGCUUCUCCACAGCGGCUACACCACAGCCACGGAGUCUGAAAACAAACACAUAGAAGGGAAAGCCGCCUAUCAGCUUGGACUCGCCUAUUACAGCGUCGGCGACUACGACACCUCCGAACAGUACCUGAACACGUCCAUGCAGAUCUGCAGCACAACACAGGACAUAGACGGGCUGGGUAAGGCCUACAAGGCCAUGGCCAAGCUGUGUGAAAGUAAAGGCAACUUAAACAACACAAUCCAGCUUCUGGAGACGUUAGUUGACAUCUCCCGUAGCAACAGCCUGCAUCAUCACCUGGUGGACGCCUGUCUUUGUCUGGGCAACGUCUACACAAACAGGAGGCAGUAUGACCGCGCACGUGAGCGCUUGCUGCAAGGCUACAGCGUCGCUUGUGACAUCGGAGACAAGACUCUUGUGCACAAGGCCCAGGUGUCUCUGGCCAGCGCGCACACUCGCUGCAUCAUGAGGAAGUACAGCACUGAUGUGGAGUCGGACGAGCCCCGCGCUCUGUCACGCCUGCUGGACUGGAAAGUGACGAGAGGACGCCACGACGCCACUGAAAACAAUGUUGUCAGCGACUAUUAGGCCACACUUAAAAUGCACGUUUAUUCACCGCCAGCAGGGACUCUUCCUUGCACUGUCAACAUCUGGACAACAUGAAAUAUACAUUUUAAAACAUCUUUGUUCUUUGUACUGCAAUUCCAAAAUGUAAUUACAUUCAUUGAUAGAUACAUACACACAUGCAUAGGUACUUGUGCACAUACAUAGGUACAUAUUCUACCACAGACACAAACACAGUACAUACAUCCACACGCACUUUCACUGUGCAAACAUACAUAUACACAUACUGUACAUAUACAUUCACCGCAUCAAGGGUUGGAAUUGGGAGUUAAAUCACCAAAAAUGAUUGCCGGGCGCGGCACUGCUGCUGCCCACUGCUGCUGCCCACUGCUCCCCUCACCUCCCAGGGGGUGAUCAAGGGUGAUGGGUCAAAUGCAGAGAAUGAUUUCACCACACCAAGAGUGUGUGUGUGACAAUCAUUGGUACUUUAACUUUUAACUUAACUGUAGAAACAUGCAAAUACACAUACUGUACAUAUACAUUCACUGUACAAACAUACACAUACUGCACAUAUACAUUCACUGUACAAACAUACACAUAUUGUACAUAUACAUUCACUGUACAAACAUACACAUACUGUACAUAUACAUUCACUGUACAAACAUACACAUACUGCACAUAUACAUUCACUGUACAAACAUACACAUAUUGUACAUAUACAUUCACUGUACAAACAUACACAUACUGCACAUAUACAUUCACUGUACAAACAUACACAUACUGCACCUAUACAUUCACUGUACAAACAUA
Molecule: messenger RNA, 2321 nt
Organism: Nerophis ophidion (straightnose pipefish)
Lineage: Eukaryota; Metazoa; Chordata; Actinopteri; Syngnathiformes; Syngnathidae
Gene: ttc29
Product: tetratricopeptide repeat domain 29
Exons: 12
Coding region: 252-1535 (427 amino acids)
Molecular function (GO): protein binding
Source: RefSeq, a predicted model, not a curated record